AUGGUUGGUACUGUAAUAGAUCCAACCAAGAUGGCUACUACCUCGGACGUUGGCGUUCUGGUGAAUGCGUGCUUCCAAGUCCAAUGUGACAAAUGCGGCAAGAUGACCUGGAAGGGAUGCGGACGGCAUGUUGAUUCCGUAAUGAAGGAUGUGAAGGAAGAGGAUAAAUUCCCGUUUUUUUGUCGUCGACUUCAUGUAUCCAAUUCAAACAUGGCCGCCAGCGUAGCUGACAGUGGCCUCACUAGCGAUCCGUCAGGUCUCCCUUUCGAUCCUCCGGGAAACGUGCGCGUCACAGAAGAGCUCCGAUUCCGCUACAGCGACGACAGACGUCCCAUUGUCAACCAGUAUCUACGAAGUCACCGGGUCGGAAAAGGUCAACACGGUGAAGUAUGGGUGUGUUGGGACUUGAACAACGACCGCCGCGAAGUCGCAAUCAAAGCUGUCAAGCGUGUCAAUCCUCGCGCAGAAAAACUGAAUCUUCUUCGCAGGAGAAAUCUCCCUGCUUCAUCUCAUACACCUCUCACCGACAAACUCAGUAGUCUCGAGCAAAAGAUUCGCAAGGAAAUUGCCAUUAUGAAGAAAUGCCGCCACGGCCAUAUUGUCCGUCUCCUGGAGGUCAUCGACGACAAGCUUAACGAGCGGAUAUACAUGGUUAUGGAGUACCUCAGCGGCGGAGAAAUCAAAUGGCGGAACGAACGAAACCAACCCGUAUUGACAGUAGACCAAUGCAGACGCAUCUGUCGUGAUGUUAUUCUCGGUCUCGAGUACUUGCAUUAUCAAGGUAUCAUACAUCGUGACAUCAAGCCAGCCAACCUCCUCUGGACAGCAGACCGUCAGAUGGUCAAGAUUACAGAUUUCGGCGUGUCUCAUUUCUCCUACGCCCAACGCCUCGCAGCGGCGGGCCGUGGACAGGUGGCUCUGGAUGAUCCUAAUGACCCCAUCCUACUCGACGAUUCAGACUUAUCCAAACGUGCAGGUACACCCCCUUUUCUGGCACCCGAGGUCAUUGCCGAGUAUACGAGCACAGAGCCAUUUCCAUCCAUGUCUGCAUCCGCGACGAGCAGUACACUACUGUCAUCCCGAAGUGGUACUCCUGUCAAUUCGACGACUACGAUCCGCGCCUCUGCUGCUCCACGUCCGGCUGAUUCGAGCGAAUACGUGCUAUACAACAUAAUUUGUAACAAUGACUGGGAACCUGACGAAACGAUGGGUUGCGACGCUAUCCCUACGGGAGGUCGACGUUCCGAUCCGAAAUCUCGGGGAUACGCGGUGAUGCAUCUUCUCGACCGGUUCUUGCAGAAGGACGUUAGUAAACGCAUUACGCUGGGCGAAGCCAAGCGCUAUCCCUGGUUCCUUUCGGAUAUUCCAGAGCCUGAGGAGUGGCUCCGCCAAACCUCACAUAGCAAGACUGAUAUCGUCAUGGUCACUGAUAAGGAGACAGAGAAGGCCAUGACGACGGUGCGAUUCAGUUGGGGGUGGCACAAACGUCUCACGCAUGGGAUAUCCUCGCUUCUCCGUAAUGUUCGUCCCAAACGCCUUCCGCCUUCUCGACCUCGUCGUCGUGACGACGAUGACGAGAACCAAUUUGGUGUAAACUCAUCCCCUGCCAUUACUUUUAUGCAGCCAAAACCUGCAAGUAUGCGUACCGUUACACAGGAGGGUCGCGUGAAAAGUAAACGCCGUGUUGCCAUUCAUUCUACCGCUCUCCGAAAUGAUUCCACACCGAACAUUGCACACGGGCACCAGGGACCGAUGGAGAAGAAGAUAAUGUCAUCAUUAAAAAUCAGACCUCCACCGCGUCCUUCAGACCCAAGCUCCUCGCGGCUGACCUCACGAUGUGGUUCAGAUGCAUUCGUGCCUCCGAGGGAGGUGCAUGACGCACCAUGUGCCCGGCCCUCUUCGAGUCGGAACAGCGAAGGAACGAAUGUUGUUAUGCCUUCGCCUGUAGAGGAACGUACACGACACCGGUUCUCUUUGUCCUCAAUGAAGUAUUGGCGAUCGCCAUCACAUCGUACGACUUCCCAGGCAUCCUCACCGCUCGACACAUCUUCAGUUGGAUCGUCCCAGGACAAGGCGCCACAGCAGAGCCCGUCUAGUGAUGUGAAUAUCAUGCUGCGAAGGAGCGAAGAGGUACUACGACACCACGGACACGAGUGUAUGCCGAGCGGCACGCGUAGUCCAUGUGAAGGAGGAUUGACUGCUGCGCGACGAGCGUCGAGCUGGGGCGAGCCCAUGAAUUACGUUGAGGAAGUGACGAGUCUGACGUCAGGAGAACACGACGGGUUAGACGAGGACGCGCUAUUUCUUGGCGCUGGAGGGAAGGGACGUUGCGGCAUCCUCAGCCUGAACGGCUGCAUAUCGGACCUGGGAUGGGCGUACGCCACGUCUCACAUGAGAGUUUGUCGCACUACGAUGCCGGAGUUAGGGUCACUGCUACACCUGGGCCUGGCGAGCGCAGGGGACGAGUACGAUGAUGAUUUGGAUUCGGACUCGGAUUCGAGCUUUUUCAGGGAUAAACAUCAAAAGCGGGAGGAACAGGCGGCUUUACUUCGAUCCCAGGUUAAUCGAUCAUAUUCGGAUGAUGAUGUGGAAGAGAGUGAUGAAGAGUAUGCCCCGAUUGAGGUGAGGCGUCGGAGACCAUCGAUCUCAGUGACUGCUACAUCACCGCCGCCACCUCUCUCGGACCUUUCUGACGAGCAGGAUGCGCAGUCAAGGUAG
Pisolithus orientalis is the source of this 2718-nucleotide messenger RNA. Its product is annotated as kinase-like domain-containing protein. The transcript has 11 exons. Gene Ontology annotation, biological process: protein phosphorylation; intracellular signal transduction. Lineage: Eukaryota; Fungi; Basidiomycota; Agaricomycetes; Boletales; Pisolithaceae. Gene Ontology annotation, molecular function: ATP binding; protein serine/threonine kinase activity. Gene Ontology annotation, cellular component: cytoplasm. The record is from RefSeq and is a predicted model, not a curated record. Bases 1 to 2718 code for a protein of 905 amino acids.